Molecule: messenger RNA, 914 nt
Organism: Coffea eugenioides
Lineage: Eukaryota; Viridiplantae; Streptophyta; Magnoliopsida; Gentianales; Rubiaceae
Exons: 8
Coding region: 189-914 (241 amino acids)
Biological process (GO): positive regulation of SREBP signaling pathway
Source: RefSeq, a predicted model, not a curated record
UUAGUAUUAGUUUUAUAUCAUCCAUUCUAUUUUCUACGCUUUAGAGAGAUGUUUCCCAGCUCGAGUUGCACCAAUUUUAAACCGACCCGUUGAACAACGGUUCACCGAUUUCAAUCCUUUCAAAACCAAAGCUAUUUUGAAAUUCCUAAAAAUUCAAAAGGUUUAGGAAAUUCAAUUUAGGGAAAGAAAUGUUAGAAUUGAAAUCGAUCUCAAAAAUUCCUCCCAAGAUCAUCUCUAAUUUUUUGUUAAUUUGCCUAGCGUGGCAUCUGAUCAUACUUGAGCUAGGCUCCACUGUAUCAGCCAUCAGGAAAGAUGUGAGCCUUCAGGAGAAUCGUCAUUGCAGAACUACAGUUCAAGGAAGAUACUUACUCUCUGACGAUAAUGGUCAUGUAUGUGAUGCACUCUCAGUUGAUCCAAAGUCCAGAUGCUGUCCUAUCAGAGGAGAGCAAUUCUCUUGUCAUGGCUGCAACCUUGUUUCACAAUGCUGUAACUCUUAUGAAUAUUGUGUUUCGUGCUGCCUCAAUCCAGCUCGGACACAAAAGGAUCUGGUGUUGAAGCUUAAGAUAGCAAAGCCAGUAAGUGCAGGAACCUACUCAAGCAUUUUUGAUUAUUGUGCUGGGAGGUGUCGCCAUAAUUCAGAGAGUGUAGUAAGACUCAUUUUCCUUCUAUUUUUGUUAUUGUUUAGGAUGGUCAUAUACUUUGAACUUGACAUGAAUAUGAGAUCAAGAGUUGUAAUUGAACUAGAAGCAGCAUAUGCACAGCAUCCUUCCUCCGUAAUAGAAAUUGCCUUUUCUGUGUUUUUGCAUCGAACAUUUCUUAUUCUAGUUUAUGCUGCUCAAUGUGGGAAAGCAGAAUUUGAAGCCCAAGCUUUCCACAUGUUUUGGAAGUCCCUUAACAAUUCAAGCAGAUAUUGA